Molecule: messenger RNA, 2080 nt
Organism: Ziziphus jujuba (common jujube)
Lineage: Eukaryota; Viridiplantae; Streptophyta; Magnoliopsida; Rosales; Rhamnaceae
Product: BOI-related E3 ubiquitin-protein ligase 1
Exons: 3
Coding region: 904-1941 (345 amino acids)
Biological process (GO): regulation of programmed cell death
Molecular function (GO): ubiquitin-protein transferase activity
Source: RefSeq, a predicted model, not a curated record
GUGCAAAUAGAUCUCUCUCUCUCUCUCAUUCCACGCUCGCACGUGCGACAGUGGUUGUGGGACCCCCACUAUUUCGCCUCGGACGUCACGUUCCCAUUGAGGGGAGGGGUGGGGGCCACUGUUUUUGGAAUGUAACGCGCUCUCUGUCUCCGUGUCUCCCACUGUUUUGACCGUACUCGGCUUACGUGGCAACCCUUUCGCACGGCCACCAAAUAUCCGUUACAGUCAAAAUCCUCGCUGUCGCCUGUUAUAUAUAUAUGCGCGCGCACACACACACAUAUACAUAUGUAAUUUCCAGGAUUUGCCUCCUGCGGUUGUUCUGUGCAUUUACUGAUAUGCCCCUGGAAAAAGGAAAGUGAUUGGAAGCGUGAUAGACUGUUUCUCUUGUCGGUUAAGCAAAAAGAAAAAAUAUUUUUGGAUAAAUCUAUAAUAUUUUUGUUUUUUUCAUAAAAAUUCUAGAAAAAAAGAAAAAUAAAAAAGAAAAAGGAAAAUUAUAUAUAAAGAUCAAAAUGAAAUCCAACUAAUCAAAGGAACCAAAAUUCUGCCAUAAAUGUUUUUUUAUUUUAUUUUUAAGAUAUAUAUAUAUAUAUUUGAUGGUCAAGUAGUCUUUUUAGACAAGGAUUUUUCUCUCUCUAGAGAGUUUGACUUUCUCUCUCUUACUAUUCUCUAUCCCAUAAACUUUUUAACCCCCCCAUUCCGCCAUACUUGCUUUUUGCUCUAUUUCGCAUAGACUCGCCACCACCACUUUUGCAUGCUCUGCUUCAUCCCUUCUUCGUUCUCUCCACUUUUUCUCUCUCAAAACUCCAAAAAUCUCUCUCUCUCUCUCUUUUCUCACCUACUAUAAACACUCAGAACAAAAAAGAAGAAGAUCACAGCAAAAGCGAAGGUCUAUCAACUUCUUCAAUGGCAGUUGAAGCAACAGGGCAUUUCAUGAAUAUUUUCCCUUCUCAACUCAUCGCAAAUAGAGAUAAAUUCAUGAAAAUCAAUCGAGAAAACGGAAGUAUACUGGUUACCCAGAUGGAUUCUUCAACUACUCUGCCUUUGCCUGAAACUCUCUUACCCUUUUAUCAAUCCUCCUCUCCUGUUUGCUUGGAUCCGAAACCUUCAUCGCUGAACAAUUCCGAUAGCGGUCUCACCUGCAACAACAUUCCUCCUUCUUAUGCUACUCCUCGGAAACGCCAACGGGAUUCGAUGAUGAUGAGUGCUCCUCAUCAUCAUCACGAAUUCAACGCCAAUUUCAUACGAUCUCAGAAAACCAAACUCUCCGGCAGCUUUUUACCGUUGCUCGACAACGACAUUGUCUCCCAGAUCCAACUUCAGCAAUCCGAGAUCGACCGCUUCAUCAUCCAACAUACGGAGAAAGUGAAAUUGGAACUGGAAGAGCAGAGAAAAAGGCAAUCGAGAAUGCUGGUGUCGGCGAUUCAACAAGGGAUCACCAAGAAACUCAAAGAGAAAGACGAUGAGAUACAGAGGAUGGGAAAGCUCAACUGGGUUCUCCAAGAGCGAGUCAGGAGUCUAUGCGUCGAGAAUCAGAUUUGGAGGGAUUUGGCUCACACCAACGAAGCCACAGCCAAUUCUCUGCGCAGCGAUUUAGAACAGGUCCUCGCCCACGUAGGAGAAGAACGCAGGGCUUCCGCUGCCGCAAACGGCCAAGCGGCGGUUGUUGAGGACGAUGCAGAGUCGAGCUGUGGGAGCUGCGGUGAAUCAGGGAGGGAGGAGGAGAUUGGGGUGGUUCGGGCGGUGGUCGGAGAUGGGUGGUCCGGUGAAGAUUCCGGCGAGGAGAGGAAGAGUAGUUGCAGAGGGUGUGGGGUAGGGGAGUCAAGGGUGCUGUUGCUGCCAUGCAGGCAUUUGUGUUUGUGUACGAUGUGUGGGUCCACCCUCCGCUCUUGCCCUGUUUGUGGUACUGUCAUGACCACUAGUGUCCAUGUUAAUUUUUCCUGAGAAAAAUUUUGUUUAUUUUUUUUUUUAACCACCCCAUAAAAAAGAAAAAAAAGAAAACACAACUGAAAAUACUUUUCUUUUUAUUUUUAGUGGAAAAAGAAAAAAAAAAAAAGGUACAGAUUUGGAUGAUUGAGCUGUA